UCCCAAGUACUUAAGUCUCAGCUCACAAACUAUGUACGAGUCUUCGUCAAUCCAGACAGGAGACGGCAUUGCAAGCCGGCCAGCAUUUGGCGGGUACGGAUUGCCUCAGGAAGCGCACGAACGUUUCUACGAUGAGAAAGGUUUUCAGAGAAACGAAGCGAUCCAAUUGUUCGUACUAGUGAGCGCUCGGGCCGUCGUUGGUCCAUCCAUGUUCUAUUGCGUGACCCCACGCUUCUUUCGAGGAGUGAGGGAGUGAUACAAAAUUUGGAACGAUCACAGAAACAGAGAGACGUUAGACUCGGAGAGUGAGCUCGUCAGUGAUGGUGAUGAUGUUGGUGGUGUUGUGAGUGUGUUCAAGAUACCAGAGAUAACACCAUGCAUUCUAGAGCUAACUCAAACUGUUACGUCGCUUGUCAAACGGAUGACAAUUUGUCGUUGAUUGAAAUAUGAUGUUUGUAAGAGUGACUCAAUAUCGGUCGUUUCGAAACCGAAAAUCCUGAUCAAUCGGAACGAGAAAAAAAGGCUGCGGUUCUUCGCCGAUUCAUCACUUCGCCAUAACAAGAGCGCUUUUUGUCAAGAUCAUCAGAGCUUCCAAGAUAUCACAAGGAAUGCGUGACUGAACUGAAAAAGCCACUCGGGGUCCAGUGAAGACAGAAACUAGCCAACCAGUCAAUUAACGGCAUUCUUCUCGUUCAAGAUGGGUAAACUUGAACAUAACACUACGGACGAACUCCAGCUUAAGCUCUCUAGCUGUCCCACCCCCCACGACGAUGAGGACGAGGAUGAUGGCCCUUCGACCUUUACCACCUUUGAGCUCCGACUAUUUCCAUCGUCCUAUUAUUCGCUGGUUCUCACCACGGACAACGAGAACUUGGCUACUCUACAAGAAAAUCAGGCUCAAGUCAAAGCGGGAAGAUUCGACCAAUCCAAAGUCAUUGGAGAUUACGCCCUGAACGAAACAUUGGUGGUGAUUGAAGACCAAUCGGAUAUGACCAUGGAUCUUCCCCAAGGGACCAUGGAUUCUGAAGAUCUACCAACCCCGAGUUCAAUGCAAAAUAGUGCUGAAAACGCCGGUCAACCGCAUGUGGCGGUAUCUCCUUUGCACGAAGUUGUCGUCUUGACAGACCCUGAAGUCGAUCUGGGGGCGGAAGUUGUCUGUGGAGAACAACCUACCGAUGGGGUGGAACCUGAAUGGUCAGGAUUGACGGAUAGGGUCUCGUACGAGGAGAUCAUCCAUUCUGAACUUGAGGAUUCUCCCAGCAUUUUGGUAGAUGACUCCUUGGAGUCUUGCUUGAGCCUUUUGACCCAAUGGGCCCUUUCUCUACACGACAUUCUAGAUGAGCGCUUGGAGAGCAAUCUGAGGCCUGAAAGUACAAACUGCGUCUGCCCCAAGGCUAAGGCGUUGAUCGCAGACUUGAGAGCCUUAGAGGAGCAUUUCUUGGAUACCCUGAGUUUGCAUGAUCGUAUCUCAGACGUACAUUACCAUUUGGUGAAGGCCAGAAUUACCGAACUGAAGCAGUUAUUGAUGAGGAUGCAUGAGUCCUUGCGAGUUCACAUCUCCAUCCAGAUCUCCAUUCCGAAACGAGACUUUGUGGAUAGAGCCAAUUUCCUGGUGCAAAGUGUUAGUGAUAGCAGACGGUACUUGAAUGAUGCCUUUGAAUCUAUAAUCGAUCUCAUCAAACGCUUACUUCUCGUGGAUUCGUGCUUGCAAGUCAAUGGAACCUGCCUGGAAAGGCAGUCGAUCAAGGACGACAAUAUGGACGAGGAUGACUCUCCUUUACAGGAUCGGGUGGAGAAUUUCCUGAAUGAUGGACGGUUGUCUUUAGAAUUUUUGGAAGACGAGAUUCCAAGUAAUUCAGAUUCGAUCGAUUGUGCGCACAUGGAAUGUGACGACACCGAAGAGGAAGAGGGAGACGAGGAGGAAGAAGAAGAAGAAGACAAAGAGAACCAGCCCUCUCGUAAACGAAAGACUGAGAAAGGUCCAACCAAAGAGCCUCAGAUCUCUCCCACCUCGUCACCCCGGAAGAAGCCGCGAGGAGCAAAGCUUUUCAUGUCUUUGCCUGUCUCUCCGACUGAAGAUUCGACAAAGAACGCUAAUCUGGCGGGUAUUGUCUUACUUGAGAAAUCUCGCAAAGGUCCUCGAAAAGAUGGCCUAUAUCAGUUUGUGUUGUGGAGAGAAGCUCUAAAAGCGGCCAAAAGAAGCCUCACUAGAUCCUGUGCUACACCAUCAAUUCGACCUUGCUUGUCUCCUCCACAGUCUCCUCCUCCGUCAGCGAGGCGUCGAAUCUUGGGUUGAUUGAGAAGUUGAAACGAAUGGUGGUUCCAUCCAUUGUUGUUAAACUGUGAUUUUUGUUUUUGUUACCUGAUUCUCAAUCUCGUGUUGAAGCCUGAGCGAGUGUUUUGCUUCGUAAUUCAUGUCCUUUUGUAUCUAAUGUACCAAUUCCCGUGUCGAAAGCACCUUGUUCAACAGAAUAUUCACCCAGAACUGCAACUACCUUCAAAGUCAAUGCGAAGACAGCUACGAUCUACGAAAUCUAAGGCUGUUGAGAAAUACAUAUUUUAAAUCUA
Messenger RNA from Tigriopus californicus, 2568 nucleotides. Its product is annotated as N-acetylgalactosamine-6-sulfatase-like. The transcript has 3 exons. NCBI's taxonomy places the organism in Eukaryota, Metazoa, Arthropoda, Copepoda, Harpacticoida, Harpacticidae. The record is from RefSeq and is a predicted model, not a curated record. Gene Ontology annotation, molecular function: arylsulfatase activity. Bases 698 to 2296 code for a protein of 532 amino acids.